Molecule: messenger RNA, 483 nt
Organism: Ostreobium quekettii
Lineage: Eukaryota; Viridiplantae; Chlorophyta; Ulvophyceae; Bryopsidales; Ostreobiaceae
Source: the annotation of a GenBank genome assembly
AUGGGGCAGAAGGGAUAUUGGAUUGCAGCAUCAUGUUUGUUGAGUGUGCUGAUGAUGGCGGACUCGGCCCAGUUCACGACACGAGUUCUAACUAUCGAUUCACAGAGAAGGCGAGAUGGGGGUGGCAAUCUCAAUAUCAAGCUCAAUGUCCACCCUAGGUGUUCUCGAGUUUUGCAGCGGGUUGACUGUAGUGGGCUGUCUGUUGAGGCAGACAGGGCACGGUACCUUUGCUUCCAAUCGCUGCUUCGCCAAGAGAAGCUUCAGUCGGAUAGCUUUGUUGCGAGUUUUGGGAAUGGGAAGCGCAGCAGCGACUCACUGGCAAACAUAGAGAGGCGAUUUGUACAAAGCCACACGUCUGUGGGUUUGUUUGCAUGGAGAGUUGCGUUGGAGAGAGUUCAAUGUAAUUGGGCAAUGACCAGUGGCUGCACCCCUCACGUGAAGGAAACAAUGUGGACGUUGUUUCCGUCCAUAGCAAUGACGUGA